Molecule: messenger RNA, 2340 nt
Organism: Dendrobium catenatum
Lineage: Eukaryota; Viridiplantae; Streptophyta; Magnoliopsida; Asparagales; Orchidaceae
Exons: 5
Coding region: 1596-2126 (176 amino acids)
Source: RefSeq, a predicted model, not a curated record
UUUACUUUGGCAUUAUAAGCUACAAGGCUAGAAAUGAUGUGGCUGUCAUUUUUUUUUGUUAUUUCAAAUAUUAUGCUUUGAUUGCUUUCUUAAUUUUUAUGUAUGAUUUAUAAAUUAUAAUGUCGAGUCCGCGCCAUAUCCGUAUCUUGUAUUUUUAAGAAUUGACGUGCGUCCCGUAUCUGUAUCGUGUCGUGUCGUCACCGUAUAUGUAUCGGUGCAUUAUAAAUUGUGGAGCUCUAGCAUGUUGUGAGGGUUGGGAUCUGCGGAGAUGGCAGCCCUCAAAUCACAAGGAGUACUCGUCAGCAAUCCCAGACCAACAUACUCAUGCUAGUUGUCCAUAAAAGUGCUUUGAAUAACUUUAGAGAAAUCUAUAUCAAAAUAUGCUUAUACUACAACAAUAACGACAAGCCUUUAUUGCACUGUGGGUUUGGCUACUUGGAAAAUUUUUUCUUUAUUCUUUACUAAAGAGAGUCAAAUUCGCAUUUAAAUUUGAUAAAAAGGAAUCAUUUUUAAUACUUUCUAACAAACUUUUUUAUGUCCAACUCUUUAUCUUAUUUUACAUAGACCGGAUCAAAUACAUAUACUCUCCUAAUAGAGUCAUCAGAAGGCCGUUGUUUUAUAUAGCCAAAUCAUCUAAGGUGACUUUCUCUAAUCUUAUCUUACACAAAAGCUAACUUUUCAUGAAUAUACUCAUUUCAUAUUCUCUCUCUAAUUGUCCACCUGAGUAUCUUCAUCUCUGCAACAUUUAAUUUCAUAGUUUGCUUGCCAUAAAUCAUUUGUAAGUCUCACAAUCAUCUUAUUAAAUUUUCUUUGUGAAAAAUAUUAGGGCCAAGUCACGGAGAGUGAGAAUACAAGGUUUUGUUGAAGUUCUGAAUCCCCUCCCUUGUGUUUUAUUAUAUAUUAUACGAACUUUAUGAUUUGUUUUAGAUCCAAAGCCUAGCUUUUUGAUCGUGGGAAGAUAAAAGCUGUGCUCUUUUUAAAUUUCUUUAGCAAAAGUUGGGUGUUUUUUUGCAUUUAUUUAUCUUUCUAUUACCAACCUUAUUACCAAACUGGAAACCAAUAUUGAUGAUGGAUCAGCUGGCUGUGAUGAGAGAAAUUACCAACUAAUGAAAUGGUUUUUACACGACUCAAGUCUGUCUCACUCCGCCAAGGUGGAGGAACUCUGAUGGCUGUUGGGUUCUGCCGCCGGCAAACGCUGCCUUCAUUUUCUGCAGUUUGUGAAGUGAUUGAUCCUAUCUUAGGAUCUUAGAAGCCACUAUUAAUAUUGGUUUCAAAGUGUCGGAUAGGCCUUCUUUGAUGCUCAACACAUUGGAUGACUUGCAAAACAGCUUGAGACCAUGCUAUGUCAGAAAGAAGCAACCAGUAAGGUCAAAGGAGCCUAUGGAAAGAUCCAACUUAAUGGGAUCAGCAAGAUUCACUUCCCAAGGUUCACGAACCUUUUUCCUGUACACUGCAUGUGCACGGCGAGCUUGUGUUCUUCGCUUUGACCAGAAACAGGAGGACUACAAAGCUCAAAGCAAAGCGCUCUCUCACUAGAUUUCGUCAAAGGAGAACGUGAAGUUCUCCACUUUCACCCACUGUAGAUCGAGAAAGAGAUGUCGAGCGGUUCGCGAGGGUCGACGGGCUGCCUUCGGUGCUGCCUGGUGAUCUUUGCAAUGGCUUCAGCACUCUGUGUCUCAGCGCCGGCACUCUAUUGGAGAUUUAAGAAGAGCUUCAUUGUUAGUUCUGCCGCGUCGUCCGGUUGCGCCCCCUGCAUCUGCGACUGCCCGCCUCCUCUCUCCCUCCAGAAGAUCGCGCCCGGGCUCUUGAACCUAUCUGUUACAGACUGCGGCAAAAAUGACCCGGAGCUGCACAAGGAAAUGGAGAAGCAAUUUGUCGAUCUCCUUACGGAAGAGCUAAAAUUGCGGGAGGUCGUCGCCGACGAGCAUGCUCACCACAUGAAUGCUACUCUUCUGGAUGCAAAAAGACUGGCUUCUCAAUACCAGAAGGAAGCUGAGAAGUGCAAUGCUGCUACAGAGACUUGUGAGGAGGCGAGGGAGCGGGCUCAAGCAGCAUUUAUAAAAGAGAAGAAACUAACAGCAUACUGGGAGCGCCAGGCCAGAGCACUUGGUUGGCAAAAUGCUUGACAAAGUGGCUCUUUGUGUCUAGAUUAGUUUGCAAUUGAUCAUAUAACAAUAUCUCCUACAACGAUGUUUGAAGGCAAAGGCUUUUUUUUAUCCUUGGGAUUGUUUAGUUGUCCAAAGAGAUUGUAUUUCUGAAUUUUCUGUUUAUGUAACUGGCUAUGGCCAUGUGCCACUUAUGCGAUAAGUAAAAUUAAAAGCUUUAAGUUUUGUUUGGUAA